AUGGGAAAGCACUCGGAGGUGACUGAGUUCAUUCUGUCAGGACUGAGGGAUCAUCCAGAGCUGCAGGUCCCCCUUUUUUUGGUAUUCCUACUGGUUUAUGGUAUCACCCCAGGAGAAUGGGGAAUGAUCUUGUUAAUCACAAUCGAUCCCCGACUCCACACCCCCAUGUACUUUUUCCUCAUUAAUUUGUCUUUCUGUGACCUCUGCAUUUCCUUGAUAAUUUCCCCUAAGUUGCUGAUGUAUUUCUUAGCCAAGAGGAGAAGCAUUUCUUUCAAUGCCUGCACUGGGCAAAUGUAUCUCUCUAUCAUUUUUUCAGAAGUUGAGUGCCUCUUGCUGGCUGUGAUGGCGUAUGACCGUUAUGUGGCCAUCUGUAACCCACUGCUCUAUACGGUCACCAUGUCCAGGCACCUUUGUAAAGAGCUGGUGGCUGGGGUGUACGCUGUGGGGGUGGUGGAUUCAAUGAUACACACAUUUUGUACAGUUCGGCUGUCAUUCUGUGGCUCCAGUGUCAUCAGUCAUUUCUUCUGUGACAUCCUCCCACUGUUGGUGCUCUCCUGCUCUGACACCCGCAUCAAUGAGAUUUCAGAUGAUCAGCUUGUGACUGUCCUCCUCUCCUACAUCUAUAUCAUCUCCACCAUCCUGCAGAUCAGCUCUGCUGAGGGCAGGCGCAAAGCCUUCUCCACCUGCACUUUCCACUUAACCGCUGUGGCCCUGUCUUUUAGCACCCUCCUCUUCAUGUAUUUGCGUCCCACCUCCAGCUAUUCCAUGGACAGAGAUUAAGUGGCCUCAGUGUUUUACACGCUGGUGAUCCCCAUGUUGAACCCCCUCAUCUACAGCCUGAGGAACACAGAGCUGAAGGACGCCUUGAGGAGAGCAAUGAAUAAACUCCUAACCAGUUCUUGA
Molecule: messenger RNA, 903 nt
Organism: Dermochelys coriacea (leatherback sea turtle)
Lineage: Eukaryota; Metazoa; Chordata; Testudines; Dermochelyidae
Product: olfactory receptor 1009-like
Biological process (GO): sensory perception of smell; G protein-coupled receptor signaling pathway
Cellular component (GO): membrane
Molecular function (GO): G protein-coupled receptor activity; olfactory receptor activity; odorant binding
Source: RefSeq, a predicted model, not a curated record